This is a messenger RNA of Camellia sinensis, 2391 nucleotides long. Its product is annotated as phosphatidylinositol/phosphatidylcholine transfer protein SFH12. The record is from RefSeq and is a predicted model, not a curated record. NCBI's taxonomy places the organism in Eukaryota, Viridiplantae, Streptophyta, Magnoliopsida, Ericales, Theaceae.
GGAUCUGUUUGGAUUUGAAUUGAAUGGAGUGGGCUUGCAUUUCGGCUCCCAACUCCCCUCUCUCUCUCUCUCUCUCUCUCUUUAGAAAUGGCAAUGGAGGAGAAGGAGAAGAGACUCCGUCUGUUUCUCUCUCUUCGCCGGUCGUCUCCUCCGAUUUCUCAGCUCUCCCCCAUCUCCACACCCUUGUUUCUUCAUUUAUAUUUCUCUCUCUCCCUGUCCUCCCAUCAUUUUGUCCAGAGGCAUUUAAUAGCUGCUUUGGAACUGAGCCGGCUGGCAUCGUGAUAUCAGUGCUCGAUUUUUCUGCUCUUCUGAUCUGUUUUCUGAUUCAUUUUGCUUGUAAAUAACUAUCACCUAAUCGACAUCAUGUCUGGACCUCUACUUGCCAAAUCAGCUCUUGAAAUUGAGAACUCUGAGGACGAGAGGAAGACUAGAAUUGGUUCUUUGAAGAAAGCAGCUAUAAGUGCCUCCAUGAAGUUCAGAGAUUCCUUGACGAGAAAGGGCAGAAGAAGUAGUAGCAGAGUCAUGUCUGUUGAAAUCGAGGAUGUGCAUGAUGCCGAGGAGAUGCAGGCUGUGGAUGCAUUCCGUCAAGCACUUGUAUUGGAGGAAUUACUACCCUCAAGGCACGAUGAUUAUCAUAUGAUGCUCAGAUUCUUGAAGGCCAGGAAAUUUGAUAUUGAGAAAGCAAAGCAAAUGUGGGCCGAUAUGCUUCAGUGGAGGAAGGAAUUUGGUGCUGACACAAUCACAGAGGAUUUUGAUUUCAAGGAAAUCAAUGAAGUCAUGGAACAUUAUCCCCAAGGACAUCACGGAGUUGACAAGGAUGGUCGACCCGUCUACAUUGAGAGGCUGGGCAAAGUUGAUGCUACCAAGCUGUUGCAAGCAACAACCAUGGACCGCUAUGUAAAAUACCAUGUGCAGGAGUUUGAGAGGACCUUUAAUGUCAAGUUCGCAGCUUGCUCAAUUGCAGGAAAGAAGCACAUUGAUCAAAGUACAACCAUCCUGGAUGUGCAAGGAGUGGGACUUAAAAACUUUAACAAAUCUGCAAGGGAGCUUAUACAGCGCUUUCAAAAGAUUGAUGGUGACAAUUAUCCCGAGACUCUGAAUCGCAUGUUCAUCAUCAAUGCGGGUUCUGGAUUCAGAUUGUUGUGGAACACUGUUAAGACUUUCCUUGACCCUAAGACCACAGAGAAGAUCCAUGUUCUUGGUAACAAGUACCAGAGCAAGUUGCUUGAAAUAAUUGAGGCUAGCGAAUUGCCAGAAUUUAUGGGAGGUACCUGUACUUGUGCUGAUCAAGGAGGAUGUAUGCGUUCUGAUAAGGGACCAUGGAAGGAUGCUGAAAUAAUGAAGAGGGUGCACAAUGGUGAAGCUAAGUGCACAAAGAGAUCCAAUUGUCAAGGUACUAGUGAAAAGACAAUUUCUGAGGAUGAGAUGGUAUGCAUAAAGGGAUGUGACUCUUCCAGUGUGGAGGGAGCUCCAGUUGCAGAUGGGGUGCCUUCUCUCUCUUCAAACCGUCCAGUUGCUCCUGUUCGUAAAGAUGUUUAUUCGACCAAAAUUAACCAGAAGCCAUUUGAUUAUCAAGGCUUUGCGCCAAUGGUUGAUAAGACAAUGAAUUGGCAAAAAGUGGUCGAACAUGAGAGAUUUGCCCUCGCAAAAGGGGCAGAUUGUUACACCAUGCGUGAUGCUUCCAAGAAUCCCGACGGGUUCAGCAACCAGAUCUUCACAGGUGUCAUGGCCGUUGUCAUGGGCGUUGUCACGAUGAUCAGAGUGACACGGAACAUGCCGAAGAAGCUCACUGAUGCCUCUCUCCUUUCCAACUCCUUGCGCUAUGAUGACAACACAAUGAUGAAAGGCCAAGAACAUCCACGAAAGUUACCAGCACCUGCCAUCUCCAGUGCAGAGUUCUUGUCUGUCAUGAGACGCAUGUCUGAAUUGGAAGAGAAAGUGACAGUUCUUAGCAUGACACCUGCAGCCAUCCCUGCUGAGAAAGAGGAAAUGCUGAAUGCUGCCAUAAGCAAGGUCGACACCUUGGAGCAGGAGCUUAUGGCAACCAAGAAGUCUCUGGAGGAUGCCCUGGUCCGACAAGAAGAGCUCCUAGCUUACAUCGAGAAGAAGAAGAAGAAGAAGUUGAUUGAAUUGCAGUUUAGCUGGUAAAGACAGAAAUGCCUGACGCCGAUGGAUGCUCUUGGAGCUGGUGGGUUGUAGAUGUUUUGUUCUCCAAAGCCACUCAAAUGCAUUCUUAUUACUUGAUGUAUAAUUUACAAAAUAAUCAGCCCAAAGUUUUUGCUCCAAUUCAAAUUCUUCCACACUCGUAUAUUUAUAACUUAAAUAAAACUCGGCGGCUCUCAUCAGUAUACAUGAAAUGCUAUCAAUCAAUCAACUUCCAUUGCCCUGAUA